Messenger RNA from Aphanomyces astaci, 669 nucleotides. RefSeq lists its product as hypothetical. Lineage: Eukaryota; Oomycota; Saprolegniomycetes; Saprolegniales; Verrucalvaceae. The record is from RefSeq and is a predicted model, not a curated record. The transcript has 3 exons. Bases 1 to 669 code for a protein of 222 amino acids.
AUGUUCGACCUUCGUUACAAGUCUGACUUGGCCACACGUUUUGACUCGAAGAACAACUACGGGAAACGUGUGGCUUACGUCAUGCUUGCGACAGAGCUUAGCAUUGCCAUGAAACGUGAAUUCACGUCGGAGCAAGUGCAGGACAAGUUUGCAAAAUUGAAAACAGAGUGGUCAAUCUCAAAGCCAAGUUUGCCAAGUCCUACGGGCAACUCUGCGUUGCAUCCCAUUCCAAUGCACUACGAUGUUAUGUUGGAAUACUGGGGUGAAAAAGCUGGCUACCAAAGGGAAGCUCUGAUGAGUACGGACGAUCUCAGCGACGAUGACAACGCCGAAACAAAAAUCGAAACGUCUGAGGUGGAAAACGUCGAUGCGCCAGAAAUACGGACGGAAGGGCCGAAACAAAGCAAGACUGAAGGGCCGCAACGAAAAAAGGUGAAAAAAAGCAGCCCGGACAAGAAGUCAAAAUCCAAUUCGGAGUCUUUGGAAUCUGGGUUUAAUGCCAUCAAGGAGGGACUUAUGUUCUUGGGAACCUCCAUGGCGCAGCAGCCUCCGGCGCAGACUGCACAAGGUGCCACGUUGGAUGACGUUCUCGAUGCGAUCAAGGCGCAGUCGGACACAAUGGCCCAGCUUGUCGCCAUCAUGGUUGCCCAAACAAAGAAGCAGCAAUAA